Molecule: messenger RNA, 615 nt
Organism: Durusdinium trenchii
Lineage: Eukaryota; Dinophyceae; Suessiales; Symbiodiniaceae
Source: the annotation of a GenBank genome assembly
AUGGCGAACUACAUGGACUUGUUCAGCCAGCUGGAGGCGCAAGCUGGACAAACCAACGCUCUAUCUCCGGAGGCUUUGAAUGAAGGGCCGUGCAACCUCGCAAACAUUGCUGCCUCAUCUGUGGGUGAUGAUCAACGCCUUGGAAAGCCCCAGUGUAGUGUGAAGAUCGUCGGCGAUCCCGAGAUUGUGGAUCGUUAUGGAAACUAUUUCCACUACUUGGGUCCGGCCUUGGUUGUUUGCUUCGACAACCGUGGGGUGGUGCGUACCCUGGAAUUCGUUGGAGUUGAAGGAGGCAAGAAGAACAGCAAUUAUAUCAAAGAGGUUUGGCAGUACCAUGUCGAAGCAGGAGCGUGGAAGUACCGUGUCCUGGAAGGUAUGCAAGGGGUCCCAGCCCAUCGAAUUCAAUGCGCGGACUCGCAGGUGUAUUACGGAAGAGAGUGGAUAAGCCAGGGCAAUCUGGAGGAGUUUCACCCGGGUAGAGAGUGGCCUUCAGAGAAAGGUCCGGAUGAGACGCCUCCACCUUCAUUUCUUGCCGCAUUCAAUCCCAACAGUGAGACCUUACUUGUCAACCUGCGGCUGGCACUUUUGCCCGCGGUCCCAAGUACGGCCUUUUGA